AUGGAAGCGUCGACGAGCUCAUCGUCUGGCACGUUGAGCCGGCUCGACAUGCCCGCACUGGACCCUGCCCACCCACGCGAAGCGUCUGCGUCUAUGAGCGAGGACACUGAGAAACGGCCGAACAUGGAGCGGGAUAUGUCAAAGUACCCGCCUACGUCGCAGGCCUCGUCGUCUGCGUAUUUCUUGGACCAUGAGGCGGAAGAGCGUGGGGCGUUUUUGCCGAGAAGGGUUACCAAGGCGUGGAACGGCGCUUGGAGGCGGAUAGAGGUUAGGCAUCCGAGGGUGCAUCGAGUCGGAAUGUGGCUAUGGGGUCCCAGGCCAAAGGUUGAUCCACCCCCACCAAAUCCCUGGAUAUUCCAAGUGCACUGGAAAGGCCACACCUACGGCCGCCUGCUCGAACCGACCUUCACGCGCUACACACGACACCUAACGCACCCAUACCUCUUCAUAAUCCUCGUUGCGGCAUAUAUUAUCUCCCUCGCAUUCUUCUCUCGCGCCCAAUCCUUCUUCACACCUGCGGAAUCCUACAUUGACUGCACGUCGACAUAUUGGCUCGCCAAUGCCGGCUGCGGACUGGACGGAGAUAGUUGUGGGCCAUUCGAUUUCGGAGAGGCCAGCGCUUUCGACUUCAGGUGUCCGGCGCAGUGCAAGGGCGUGGAGCUGGCGAAUCCGAGGUUUAUUGGGAAUGAGAGUAUCGAGUUCGUGCCAUUGAUCGUCGGCGGAGGAGACGCGGAUGGAACGUACCGAGGCGACAGCUUUAUCUGUGCAGCGGCAGAGCAAGCCGGAUUGAUAUCCGACUCGAAAGGCGGCUGCGCUCGCCUCGAGCUGGUCGCCAACUUCACCGACUUCAUCCCUUUCACCGCGCACGGUCUAUCUAGCAUCGGCUUCCCCUCGCAGUUCCCUGUCUCCUUCCGCUUCUCAGACUCGACACCCCUCUCGCACUGCACGGACCUGCGCAACCCAGCCCUGGCCUUCAAUGCCAUAAUCACCUUCAUCCUCUUUGCCCUCUUACGACCCAAACCCGUCGUCCUCUUCUGGUGCUUGGUGUGCAUCGGGUUCUGGCAUAUAACGCUAUUCAGCCAGCCGAGGUCAAACCCGCCUGAUCUCGCCGACGCAUUCGGGACGUUCCUGCCCGCGCUAUUUGUCUGCUACGCCUUCUGGCGCUUAGCAUUCCGCUUUACACUCCCUGCCAUCCUCUCGCGCACACCACUCGAAGGCGCAAUACUCUACCUCCUCCCAUACUGGGUUACCGUCCUCAACAACCUCACCAUCGACCGCAUCCCCAUCUCGCGUCUCACGCCCGAAGACAUCCGCGCCCAACCGGGCGGUAUAACGGCCCUCAUCAUAAUCAUCAUCGUCCUCUUCUUCGUCGUGAUCAAUCAAGUCCGCGUCAUCGCUCGCACAGGAUGGUUACCGUACUACUUGGGAUGGUAUAUCGCCGGAGGACUCGUUGCGCUGGUGUUGGCGUUGCUGCCGACGUUGAAUCUGCGGGUGCAUCAUUAUUUUAUCGCGAUGGUGCUUAUGCCGGGGACGGCGUGGCCUACGCGGUUGAAUGCGAUAUAUCAGGGAUUUUUGUUGGGGUUGUUCUUGAAUGGAGUGGCGGCGUAUGGCUUCGACUCGAUCUUGCAGACAGCUGCUCAGCUGCAACGCGAUGCCGCCCUAAACACCGAUACACCCGUCUUCCUGACCAACUCAUCAACAUUCAACGCCGCCCUACCACUAGCGAACCAGACCAUUUCAUGGGCAGGAUUGCCAGAUGGAGAAGGCUGGGACGGAUUUGCCCUGUUAGUUGACGAUGUUGAGCGAUACGCUGGCGCGGCGCUUAACUUCUCGCUUUCGGCGUUAACGGAGGGCAUACCUCAUUUCUUCCGUAUCGCGUAUACGAGUGGUGGGACACCGGGAGGGUUCACCAGGGCCGCGACGUUGUUGGCGAACGGGACGUGGAUAGACCCGCUACCGGGUACCACAUAG
Molecule: messenger RNA, 1971 nt
Organism: Peniophora sp. CBMAI 1063
Lineage: Eukaryota; Fungi; Basidiomycota; Agaricomycetes; Russulales; Peniophoraceae
Source: the annotation of a GenBank genome assembly